UAUAUUGCUCGCCAUUUCUUUGGCCCCAAAUAUUGAAACCUACCACUCAAUAUAUUGUUUCCGGCUUUAAGGUUUUGUCAGUAUGAGAAAGUGCUGUUCGAACUUGAAGCUGUCGUUGUCUUCGUAGUUUGGCGGUGUUAAAAAGAGUUGUUCCAGCUUACAACAUCGCCGUCUUCAUUGAUUCGUUGAAGAUGGCAGAUGAAGGCAACGAAAAUUCGAAAGAGGUUGAUGAUGUCAUUCUAUUAGAAGAAGAAAAUGACAACAAUUUGGAUAGUGCAAACUUCGUGGAUGAUGGAAUUGUAGGAGUAGACAGUGUGAUUGUGCCCGAGGUUGGUAUGAAGUUCAAUGAUGAAACGGAAAUGUUUAAUUUCUACAAGAAAUAUGCGUAUGAUGUAGGAUUUCCAGUUAGAAAAAGAAAUUCACAAAAGGAUGAUAAUGGAAUUAUCAGAUAUGUGGUGUUUAAAUGUAGUCGUGAAGGUCGAAGAAGUAGUACUACAAGUGGUUCUUUAAAGCCGCAAGCUACCAUUCAGAUAGGCUGCAAAGCUAGGAUGACUGCGUCUAUAGAUGCAUGUUGAGUAUGGAGGAUUAACACAGUCAAUCUCAUUCACAACCAUAAAACAAGUCCUUCCAAAUUCAGGUUAUAUCGUUAUAAUCGAGAAUUGAGUGUCCAUGUUAAACGACGGCUUGAAGUGAAUGAUGUGGCAGGGAUUUCAUUGCACAAAAGUUACAACUCCGCAGUCGUAGAAGCAAGGCGUACGAGAAUAUGACUUGCAUAGAAAAAAAAUUGUCGAAACUAUGUUGAACAAGUGAGGCGGUUGAGACUUGGAGAAGGAGACUAAUAUGAUCCCGGGUGCACCAUCAAUUUCCAAGAAUUCAUUAAUUGAUUGGAGAAGGUCAAAGUCAAGAACUGAGCCAAGUCGAGAAUUCGAAGUAGCUAAUAAAAUUGGUCACUUAUGUAUUCGAGCAACGAAGUCUAAAACCAUGAAGUUCACGUGUCAAGGAGUAAAUUUGAUGAAGGGGUCGAAGCCUAAUUCAAUUAGGAUUAACUUGAUAAUUGCAGCCGAAGACAGAGCCAAAAUCAAAGGUUGUGCGACCGCACAGCUUCCAACCCUUGCGGUUGCAUAGGAGCAAACAGGGAAUUUUUCGACAGCAUUCGGAACAACCAUGCGACCGCACUAAAUUGUGCCAUGCGGUCGCAUAGCACUAAACAGAGGCGAAACCUUUCAUUUUCUCGCGAAGUGCUUUAAUUGGUUGAAUUUCUUAUUUUUGGAAACUCUAAUAUUAUUAGGACUUUAGCACAUGAUUUUUUUCCAUAUUUUAG
This is a messenger RNA of Olea europaea var. sylvestris, 1321 nucleotides long. RefSeq lists its product as uncharacterized. NCBI's taxonomy places the organism in Eukaryota, Viridiplantae, Streptophyta, Magnoliopsida, Lamiales, Oleaceae. The transcript has 2 exons. The record is from RefSeq and is a predicted model, not a curated record. The coding region runs from base 192 to 575 and encodes 127 amino acids.